AUGUUGCAACAUCUUUCAGUAAAGCAGAACUCAACUAGUCGGCCAUUGAGAAAUCUGGAAACAUUUUUCAAGGUAUUGGCAGAUGUUGGUAAACCUUUACGCCGCGAACACUGGACCAUUCAUAUGACGUUGCAUCUUGCGUUCCCAGCUUCCGUAUCCGAUCCCACGGCAUACCUACGACGUGCGUGGCAGGUUCUUCACUAUCAGCACCCAGCAUUAGGAGCUGUAACGAGCCAAAAUAAUAGCACGGCAUAUAUAACGGUGGAAAAGCUGGAUGAAGACGUUUGGGCCAACAACACAUUUACCGUAUACCCCGACUACAAGGGUACUGAGGAGCUGUUUUCAUGCCUUUAUCCCACUGCCACUGCUACUUGCUAUUGGCUACCUACGCCAUCAAAGUUGGUGAUUCGUUCAUCUCACUGGCGAAUUGAUGGGGUUGGCAUGGCUAUGCUGAGCCACGACUUCAUGGUGGCAUUGGCCGCGGUUUUACGGUUGGGGCAUGACGCUUCCUUGGACUCUUUGAUGCCCGGCCUCGAACAUCGCCAUCCGCUUGCACCAAGCCUUGAGGAACUAGCGCUGGCCCAGUCUAGGUUUCCAAAACUUCCUAAAGGUGAAGAAAAUCCCAUCUUGGCGACGGGUGCCGAUAAUCUGGUAGCGAGGUUCUUGCGCGGUGUACCGAGCAUUGGAUUACCGACUCGACCGAACUCGGAACAAUCCAAUCCUGGCGCCAGUGGGUGUGCAGUGACCCACCUCGAUGCGGUAACGACGGUAAAGAUAAGAGCAGCAUGUCGCAACAAGAAUAUUAAAGUUACAAGCGCUAUACAUGCGGCUAUCAUCCGCGUUACUUCCACCUUUCCUCAACACCCGCUGUCCAAGUCGUACGCAGCGUUCGUGCCUAUCGACCUACGGCGAGCACUUGAUAUCACUGCCAGUUCGGAGGUCAAAACCCUGUCAAAAGUUGUUGGGCUAUAUUUCUCGGGUCUGCCUGUGUGCGUUGACUCUGUUCUUCCCGGGGCGACCAAUAAUACUAAAACCUUCGAGGACGUCGCAAGGGAUCUAGAUGCUGUCUACGGUAGUGAUAUUCUUCAGUUCUGGGGGCCAGACCAUGAGAAUACCGAAAGAAUUGGUUUGCUCGAUCUAGUAGAACCGUACGUGCGACGCACUACAGCUCUAUUCGGCGCUCACAUACCUGAAGGUUUCCCACCUGUACAGACUCCAGAUCUAAGCACACUUGGUAAGGUCGAUAUGUACCUGCAAAAGUAUUAUGAUGCUGGUGAGCAUGAGAAUGUGGAGGUGAUUGAUUUCUGGCUUGGAACUGAGAUGCUAAAUAGGAGCGUCCAGUUCCAUACUUGGAGUUGGAAAGACGAGUUUAACCUUGGAGCAUGUUUCAAUCUCAGCUUCUACGACAAUGAGUUUAUCAUCGAUGUCCUUAACAAGGUGAUUGACGGACUUCUGGUGGGAUGUGGAAUAAGCAAAUAG
This is a messenger RNA of Hypoxylon trugodes, 1479 nucleotides long. RefSeq lists its product as uncharacterized. The coding region runs from base 1 to 1479 and encodes 492 amino acids. NCBI's taxonomy places the organism in Eukaryota, Fungi, Ascomycota, Sordariomycetes, Xylariales, Hypoxylaceae. The record is from RefSeq and is a predicted model, not a curated record. The transcript has a single exon.